GAAAAAUCAAGCAUGAUUUGAUCCUACCCGCAAAAGUCUCUUUCUUGAGCUUCAAGGUAGAAAAUUUUGGGGGAAAUGGGAAAACUUUUCACUGGUUUGAAGAUAACCAUGACGGAUUCUUUUCCAUUAUUGGGUUUUUUUUUAAUUUACUUUUUAAUAUUUCUGCAUGUACAUGCUGUAUUGCCGGAUCUAACAAUAUUUAGAAUCCCAGGCUAUACGUAUGGCAAGAAAUGGUUAGUUCAAGUCCUUAAGUUUUUGCCUCUUUUCCUCCUUUGAUUUUCCCGUUUUAGACCCUGGUUGCUUGAAAGUUAUAAUAUAAUAUUUUUUCCCCAUGGUUAGAUCUAAACUAAACAAAAUUCCACCCUGUUGUAUCUGACAGAAAGAAAAACAAAACAAAAAGGGAAGAUUUGCUGCUCAAAAACAGGCAUCUGACACCUCUCCAAAGACAUAGGGGUGUUAGAAUCUGGUCUGGAGAAUCAAACAAGUUGCUCCCCUCAAGCUCUUGUUCUUCGACGAAUCCUAGAAUGCUAAACAAUUACUAAGUCUUCUUCCUUAAUUGCCUCAAAAGAAUCGUUAGCCAUCGAUCCAAGGCAAAGGGUGUCAUAUGGAUAAGUUCCCGGAUGUUUUGUGUGGUUGGAGCUGGGAGGAGAACAAGUUGUUUGAGCUGGCUUUAGCUGUGGUCGAUGAACGACACCCCGAUCGUUGGGAAGUGGUUGCUGCCAUGGUUGGAGGGAAAAAAACUGCAGAAGAUGUGCAUAAACAUUACGUGAUACUCUUGGAGGAUUUGCAGUUUAUCGAAUUGGGUAAACUCGAUCAUGAACUGAGCGAAAGGAAGCCUAGUAUUCAAGUCGACUGCACUCAUUCUGUUUGCUGGACUGAUGAUGAUAACAAUUCUUCCGCUUACAGCUUGCUGGUUCGGUUAGACAUAAAUUGAUCCCCACAGCUACUGUACUGCUGGUUUAUGAAAGCAGAUUUGGUUUCCACAAGAGUGCAGGGUAUGUUAAUGUAUCCAUUCUGAUGCUAUAUUUUGUUCCUUGAU
Molecule: messenger RNA, 1039 nt
Organism: Hibiscus syriacus
Lineage: Eukaryota; Viridiplantae; Streptophyta; Magnoliopsida; Malvales; Malvaceae
Product: protein RADIALIS-like 3
Exons: 2
Coding region: 605-934 (109 amino acids)
Molecular function (GO): DNA-binding transcription factor activity
Source: RefSeq, a predicted model, not a curated record